AAUUUUUCUCGUUUUUUCCCAUCUUAACACCCCUUAUAUCAUGAGGGUUUAAGACCCGACUACGUGAUUUCCAAAACCCUGGUGAAGUAUGGCUGCUGUGGAAAUAGACGUCGGAAAGCUUCCAUUUGACAUUGACUUUCAUCCAUCCGAUAACCUUGUUGCUGCUGGACUCAUCACUGGCGACCUCCUCUUGUAUCGUUACAAUGCUGAUUCUCCGGCUCAAAAGUUGUUGGAAGUUAAUGCUCAUAGUGAAUCAUGUAGAGCUCUUCGCUUUAUCAAUGAGGGUCGUGCAAUUGUGACGGGAUCUCCAGAUUUUUCUAUUCUUGCAACGGACGUUGAGACUGGCUCUGAAAUUGUUCGUCUGCAGAAUUCUCAUGGGGCUGCUGUAAAUCGAAUUGUUAAUUUGACGGAGUCAACUAUUGCUUCUGGAGACGAUGAAGGAUGCAUUAAGGUAUGGGAUACCAGACAACGCUCAUGCUCCAAUUCUUUUAAUGCACAUGAAGAAUACAUUUCAGACAUUACCUUUGCAGCUGAUUCCAUGAAACUAUUGGCAACAAGCGGCGAUGGGUCACUUUCUGUAUGCAAUUUAAGGAGCAGUAAGAUUCAAACUCGCUCUGAAUUUUCUGAAGAGGAACUGCUCUCUGUGGUAAUUAUGAAGAAUGGUAGAAAAGUAAUAUGUGGUACUCAAUCGGGAACACUGUUACUGUAUUCAUGGGGAUUUUUCAAGGAUUGCAGUGAUCGCUUUGUUGAUCUAUCGCCGAACUCUAUAGAUGUACUACUGAAACUUGACGAAGAUAGAGUAAUAACGGGGUCUGAGAACGGACUUAUCAGUCUGGUUGGCAUAUUACCGAACAAGAUUAUUCAGCCAAUUGCCGAGCACUCAGAAUACCCUGUUGAACGUCUUGCCUUUUCUCAUGAUAGGAAUUAUCUUGGAAGUGCAUCACAUGACCAUUUACUGAAAUUGUGGGACCUGAAUGAGUUGCUGCAAGAUUCUGAGGAUGGUGCAAAGAAUGAUUCAACUGCUGAAGAUAGUGAUAAUGAUGGGAUGGAUGUUGAUGAUGAUAUUCCAAAAUCUUCCAAAGGGAGCAAGAAGAAAAAUGUAAAUAAAGGGCAAGUUGCUGGAACUUCGAACAAUUUCUUUGCAGAAUUAUGAUAUGAUGUUUCAUUGGUCUUGGAAGGGCAGAAUCAUAUGAUUAUUCAAACAAAAAAUAGUCCUUCAAUCCUAUCGUUUUGAGGGCUUUCUGGGUAACUGUUGCAUGAACCAACGUCUAAGGAAAGAAAGGAGGUAUAUGUUAAAUAGUGAUAUGCCCCCCCACAGUGUGUUUAUACAAGUUUCUGAAGACUUCAUAGGUUAGCUUUCAUUUAUUUCCUUGAGGGAUGUUGCUGCGAUAAAUAUCAAUUUUGUAAACUAUAUCACUUUUAGUCUGCAGUUAUUGAUAAUUUUAUUUAGUCCUUGUGUUGUUUAACUAAGCAUAUCCUGACCUUUAAUUAAUUGAAACGUGCGUUUUGAUCGCUUUGCUUAUUAAUAAUAUUCGUAAAGUUACUCUGA
Messenger RNA from Capsicum annuum, 1549 nucleotides. Its product is annotated as WD repeat-containing protein 55. Gene Ontology annotation, molecular function: protein binding. The record is from RefSeq and is a predicted model, not a curated record. Bases 89 to 1153 code for a protein of 354 amino acids. The transcript has 15 exons. Lineage: Eukaryota; Viridiplantae; Streptophyta; Magnoliopsida; Solanales; Solanaceae.